Sciurus carolinensis (gray squirrel) is the source of this 2816-nucleotide messenger RNA. RefSeq names its product transglutaminase 6 (gene Tgm6). Gene Ontology annotation, molecular function: protein-glutamine gamma-glutamyltransferase activity. Bases 1 to 2271 code for a protein of 756 amino acids. Gene Ontology annotation, biological process: peptide cross-linking. The transcript has 13 exons. Lineage: Eukaryota; Metazoa; Chordata; Mammalia; Rodentia; Sciuridae. The record is from RefSeq and is a predicted model, not a curated record.
AUGUCCCAAGGGGAGAAGACCUGUGAGAAGUCUGGUGAGGGCCUUCUCCCAGGUUCCAGGGUGGACGAACAGGCAGAGGCAAAACAGUGUGACAUCACCAUCCUCCCACCUGAACGCCCAGAGGUCCCAAAUGGGAAUGUUCGCAUCUACCAAAGAGGGGUCAGAGUCACGAGCGUGGACUGGCAGCGGUCGAGGAACGGUGCUGCCCACCACACUCAGGAGUACCCAUGCCCUGAGCUGGUGGUUCGCAGGGGUCAGUCCUUCAGCCUCACCCUGGAUCUGAGCGGAGACCUGGACAGCGAGGAGACCCUCAUCUUCACUGUGGAGACAGGGCCCAAGGCUUCCGAGGCCCUCCACACCAAAGCUGUGUUCCAGACAGCGGAGCUGGAGGUGGACGAUGCCUGGACAGCAGUGAAGGAGGCGCAGACAGGGAACUCCAUGACCAUCAGCCUCGCCAGCCCUCCCGAUGCUGUCAUCGGCCGCUACCUGCUGAGCGCCAGGGCUUCCUCUCGCCGGAAGCACAGUGACCGGAAGCUGGGAGAGUUUGUUCUCCUUUUCAAUCCGUGGUGUCCAGAGGACGAUGUAUUUCUGGACUCGGAGGAGGAGAGACAGGAGUACGUGCUCAACGACAGUGGCAUCAUCUUCCGAGGCGUGGAGAAGCACAUCCGAGCCCAGGGCUGGAACUACGGGCAGUUUGAGGAGGACAUCCUGGAUAUCUGCCUCUCCAUCCUGGACCGGAGCCCCAGUCACCAAGAUGACCCAGCCACUGACGUGUCCCACCGUCACGACCCCAUCUAUGUCACCAGGAUCAUCAGCGCCAUGGUGAACAGCAACAACGACCGGGGCGUGGUGCAAGGUCAGUGGCAGGGCAAAUACGGCGGAGGCACCAGCCCACUGCACUGGCGCGGCAGCGUGGCCAUCCUGCAGAAAUGGUUCAAGGGCAGGUACAAACCAGUCAAGUACGGCCAGUGCUGGGUCUUCGCUGGAGUCAUGUGCACAGUCCUCAGGUGCUUGGGGAUCGCCACACGGGUGGUGUCCAACUUCAACUCAGCCCACGACACUGACAAAAACUUGAGUGUGGACAAAUAUGUGGACUCCUUCGGGCGGACUCUGGAGGACCUGACAGAAGACAGCAUGUGGAAUUUCCACGUCUGGAACGAGAGCUGGUUUGCCCGGCAGGACCUGGGUCCCUCUUACAAUGGCUGGCAGGUUCUGGAUGCCACCCCCCAGGAGGAGAGUGAAGGUGUGUUCCAGUGCGGCCCAGCCUCAGUCACCGCCAUCCGCGAGGGUGACGUGCACCUGGCCCAUGAUGGCCCCUUCGUGUUUGCGGAGGUCAACGCGGACUAUAUCACCUGGCUGUGGAAUGAGGAUGAGAGCCGGGAGCGUGUGUACUCGGACACCAAGAAGAUAGGAAGAUGCAUCAGCACCAAGGCGGUGGGCAGUGACUCCCGCGUGGACAUCACAGGCCUCUACAAGUAUCCAGAAGGGUCCCGGAAGGAGAGGCAGGUGUACCGCAAGGCGGUGAAGAAGCUGUUCAGCGUGGAAUCCUGGGGCCGGAGGACUUGGAUCCGCAGGGCCGGCGGGCGUGGUCUCUGGCGAGACGACCUCCUGGAGCCCGCCACCAAGCCCAGCAUCGCCGGCAAGUUCAAGAUGCUGGAGCCGCCGGUGCUGGGCCACGACCUGCAGCUGGUUCUGUGCUUGACCAACCUCACCUCCCGCGCCCAGCGAGUCCAGGUCAAUCUGAGCGGCGCCACCAUCCUCUACACCCGCAGGCCGGUGGCAGAGAUCCUGCACGAGUCCCACGCAGUAAGGUUGGGUCCACAAGAAGAGAAGAAGAUUCCAAUAGCGAUAUCUUACUCUCAGUAUAAAGAAGACCUGACGGAAGAUAAGAAGAUACUUUUGGCUGCCAUGUGCCUGGUCUCCAAAGGAGAGAAGCUCCUGGUGGAGAAGGACAUUACUCUGGAGGACUUCAUCACCAUCAAGGUGCUGGGCCCAGCCGUGGUGGGGGUGGCGGUUGCGGUGGAAGUGAUGGUGGUCAACCCGCUCCUGGAGAGAGUGGAGGACUGUGUGCUGAUGGUGGAGGGCAGUGGCCUUCUCCAGGGACAGCUCAGCAUAGACGUGCCCAGCCUGCAGCCCCAGGAGAAGGCCUUGGUCCAGUUCAACAUCACCCCAUCCAAGAGUGGCCCAAGACAGCUGCAGGUGGACCUUGUCAGUCACCACUUCCCGGACAUCAAGGGCUUUGUGAUUGUUGACGUGGCCACAGCCAAGUGACAGACCUCUGAUGAUUGCAGGGGAGGAUUCGGCCUCUGUCUUGCUUCUCUGCACCUUUCUGUGGGAGCCGAGAGGCCUGCUUCAGUCUCUGCCCUACUCUGUGAAUUGAGGCAAGCCUCUUGCCUUGCAGGUUAAUCCUUAAACUUUUGGACAAAUGGAUGAAAUAAGAACCUACGGAUCCCUAUCCCUUCUCAUCACCCUCCUGACUGGGCGCAAUUGACACCUCCAAGAGUCCUGGUCACCCUGGCCCAUUCAGCUCUGGCCUCUGUGCCCAGACAGCUCAUCUCUCCUGUGUCUCUCUCAACUCUUCAAAUGCCCCAGCCACGUCCAGACCCCAGAGUCCUCUCCCAGUCCCCCAGGACUGACAGAGAACCCAGAACGUUAGAGCCGGAAGCUAAGCAUCCCUCAGCACUCCCCUACAGAAGGGAGGAGACGGCCGAGGCCGGCAAGCUGGGGGCAGAGUCGCCCUGCGCCUGCUAUUUGCCUCUCUUCAUUUUACCCAAAGUCACAUUCCUGAGAAGCAUUCGAUUUUAAGCAGAGGAGAG